GGAGAGAUUUUAGGGGCGGGAUGAAGACCAAUGAGUCUGGCUAGAGAACUGAGUACCCUGGAGCGGGAAUCCCUCAAGUCCAGAUGGAGCAGGAGGUGGAACGUGACCUCCACAUCAGUCAGAGCGGCCACCCUGGGCCACCACAGGCCCUGAAGCGUCCUUAAGGCAUAGCCAAGUGAGCAGUAACCAACAUGUCAGAGUGGGAGUCUUAUUACAAAAACGAGGGUGAUGAAGAAGAAGAAGAAGAGGAGAGCCUUGAAGCAGGAGAAUAUAAAUAUUCAGGAAGAGAUAGUUUGAUUUUUGUGGUUGAUGCUUCUAGGGCCAUGUUUGAGUCUCAGAGUGAAGAUGAAUUGACUCCUUUUGACAUGAGUAUCCAGUGUAUCAAGAGUGUAUACACCAAUAAGAUCAUAAGCAGUGAUCGAGAUCUCUUGGCAGUGGUGUUCUAUGGUACCGAGAAGGACAAAAACUCAGUGAAUUUCAAAAAUAUUUACGUCUUACAGGAGCUGGAUAAUCCAGGUGCUAAACGAGUGCUAGAACUUGACCGGUUUAAGGGUCAGCAGGGAAAAAAACAUUUCCAAGACAUGAUUGGCCAUGGAUGUGACUACUCACUAAAUGAAGUGCUGUGGGUCUGUGCCAACCUCUUUAGCGAUGUCCAGUUCAAGAUGAGCCAUAAGAGGAUCAUGCUGUUCACCAAUGAAGACAACCCCCAUGGCAAUGACAGUGCCAAAGCCAGCCGGGCCAGGACCAAAGCUGGGGAUCUUCGUGACACAGGCAUCUUCCUUGACUUGAUGCACCUGAAGAAACAUGGAGGCUUUGACAUAUCCGUAUUCUACAGAGAUAUCAUCAGCAUAGCCGAGGAUGAAGACUUCGGGGUUCACUUCGAGGAAUCGAGCAAGCUAGAAGACCUGUUGAGGAAGGUUCUCUCCAGGGAGACCAAGAAGCGUGCGCUCAGCAGGUUGAAGCUCAAGCUCAACAAAGAUAUAGCGCUCACCGUCGGCAUUUAUAAUAUGGUUCAGAAGGCUCUCAAACCUCCUCCCAUCAAGCUUUAUCGGGAAACAAAUGAACCAGUGAAAACCAAGACACGGACAUUUAAUGUAAAUACAGGCAGUUUGCUUUUGCCUAGCGACACCAAGAGGUCUCAGAUCUAUGGGAGUCGCCAGAUUGUACUAGAGAAAGAGGAAACAGAACUGCUAAGACGGUUCGAUGAACCAGGUUUGAUUCUCAUUGGUUUCAAGCCCUUGACGAUGCUGAAGAAGCACCAUUUCCUGCGGCCCUCCCUGUUCGUGUACCCCGAGGAGUACCUAAUGAAUGGGAGCUCAACCCUGUUCAGUGCUCUACUCACCAAGUGUCUGGAGAAGGAGGUUAUGGCAGUGUGCAGGUACACCCCCCGCCAGAACAUUUCCCCUUAUUUUGUGGCCUUGGUGCCACAGGAAGAGGAGCUGGAUGAGCAGAAAAUUCAGGUGACUCCCCCAGGCUUCCAGCUCGUCUUCUUACCCUAUGCUGACGAUAAACGGAAAGUGCCCUUUACUGAAAAAGUCAUGGCAAACCGGGAGCAGAUAGACAGCAUGAAGGCUAUUGUUCAGAAGCUCCGCUUCAAAUACAGGAGUGACAGCUUCGAGAACCCAGUGCUACAGCAGCAUUUCAGGAACCUGGAGGCCUUGGCUCUGGAUUUGAUGCAGCCCGAACAAGUGGUGGAUCUGACAUUGCCCAAGGUUAAAGCAAUGGAUGAAAGACUGGGUCCUCUCGUGGAUAACUUUAAGGAACUCGUCUACCCACCAGGUUAUAAUCCUGAGGGAAAAAUUCCCAAGCGAAAACAAGAUGAUGAAGGUUCCAGUAGCAAAAGGCCCAAGAUGGAGUUAACCAAAGAGGAACUGAAGGCCCAUGUGAGCCAGGGCACGCUGGGUAAGCUCACCGUGCCCAUGCUGAAGGAAGCCUGCAGGGUGUAUGGGCUAAAGGGCGGGAUGAGGAAGCAGGAGCUGCUGGACACGCUCAGUAAGCACUUCCAGAAGGACUGACCAGACCGUACAGCCAGCCGCCCUUCAACACUAGCCAGGCUGCCCAGUUUUGCUCAUCAAAAAACAUUCUCCUGAACCAGGAAGAGUCUGCCUGACAGAAGCCAAGGACUUUACAUUUAUGAGACUUUCUGUUGCCAUGGAGAUAGUGUAGCCCUCCUCGCUGUGCCUUAUUCUACUCUCUGAAUAAAGAGCCCUAAUUUUGUAUCAUA
Pteropus alecto (black flying fox) is the source of this 2224-nucleotide messenger RNA. RefSeq names its product X-ray repair cross complementing 6 (gene XRCC6). The coding region runs from base 192 to 2015 and encodes 607 amino acids. Gene Ontology annotation, biological process: telomere maintenance; double-strand break repair via nonhomologous end joining; cellular response to gamma radiation. Gene Ontology annotation, molecular function: DNA helicase activity; damaged DNA binding; double-stranded DNA binding. Gene Ontology annotation, cellular component: nucleus; Ku70:Ku80 complex. The transcript is spliced from 13 exons. NCBI's taxonomy places the organism in Eukaryota, Metazoa, Chordata, Mammalia, Chiroptera, Pteropodidae. The record is from RefSeq and is a predicted model, not a curated record.